This is a messenger RNA of Laccaria bicolor S238N-H82, 330 nucleotides long. RefSeq lists its product as uncharacterized. The transcript is spliced from 2 exons. NCBI's taxonomy places the organism in Eukaryota, Fungi, Basidiomycota, Agaricomycetes, Agaricales, Hydnangiaceae. The record is from RefSeq and is a predicted model, not a curated record. Bases 1 to 330 code for a protein of 109 amino acids.
AUGCGAAGAGAAAAUUGGCUGACCUUUCGUUCUGGUCACCCUCACCUGAUGCCUAAUCCCGGAGGCUUCGCCGGUAGCCGCUUGAAGUUCCUGGAGAACGAGUUGCCCGAGUAUACGAAGGCAGUCGCCAACAACCGAGACGGCGACUUCCUCUUGGACCUCCUGCGACGAUUCUUCAAACGUUAUCCAAUGGAACUGGAAGACAACGUGGAGCCAACAGAAGAGACGCUCGCAAGUGUGAACGACGAGGAGCCAGACGAGGAGCCAGCACAAGUGGCUACCACCUUUAUCAUAAAACUAAGGCACUUGCCUGUAGAGCUGUGUGUAUAA